Paramecium octaurelia is the source of this 1919-nucleotide messenger RNA. The record is from the annotation of a GenBank genome assembly. NCBI's taxonomy places the organism in Eukaryota, Ciliophora, Oligohymenophorea, Peniculida, Parameciidae.
AUGAAAUUAAACACAAGCACAUCGAGUGCACCAUUCAUUCCCCAAAGACCAGUUAGUUAGAAUUCCUCAUUCGUUUAAGGUAGAAUGCAGACACCUCCAAGAGUCGCGCGGUUUGCUGAUACAUCACCGCAUGCAUCUUUCGAAUUCGAAGAUUUGAAUUCACUAUCACUUGAGGAAAUCAAUAGAGAAUUAGAUUAGAAUAGUAUGUUUAUUUUUAAGUAGUUAAUGAGGUGAUCAUGUUGCUUAAUAGGAGAAAAAGUUUAAUUUUAAAUAAGAAGAGAAGACUCAAGGAGGAAUUUUCAAACAAAAUUGCAGAACUAAAACGUUAUCAAUAGGAGGAUUACAUUCAGGAUUUACAAAGAAUAGAAGAUCCAUUGAUAUAAUCCCUCAUGCAAUAGAAAAGCUUACCUAAAAUGCAAAAGUUGUUAGGGAAUGUAAUGAGAGAUCAAUAAGAUCGUAAAGUUAUGGAAUUGAGUAAAUCAUAGGAAUUUUGGUAACACAACAAGAAUGUUGAAACAGAAAUAGACAAUCUACUCAAAAAGUUGAAGUAUUUUGAUAAUGAACUAGAAAAGGACAAUAAUGAAAUCUAUGAAAUUUGUAGACAAUUAGAUACAAUAGAUGAUAGCAUUAGAGACUUGCUUAUUACCAAGGUUGAUGACAACGUCUAAAGAGCAGAACCUUUAUUUGCAAAUAAAUAGCGACAGUAAUCAAUCCUUAAUGGGAAGUUGAACCAAAGAAAUAAAUUGAAGGAUGAGAAAAUGAACUUAAUAUAUAAAAUUAUAGAAGAAUUGCAAAGAUUGAGAGGAUUAAGGUAGGAGAGGAUCAAUAAACUAAAUGUUGUAUUUGGAGAUGAAGAAAAUAUAUAAAAUUAGAAUUACUAAGGAUUGCAAAAUGUUUAGGGUUCACAAUAGAAUUUAGACUAACCAUAACCAUCAAAACUAUAGGCUUAUAUGGACUUUAUGGAAUAAUUUGAUAAUAUUGCAUUGAUGAGGGAUCAAAUAUCUAAAUUAGAGUAAGCUGAACAGGCAUUAUUAAAUGAUUUGGAUAAAUUGUAUAGAGAGAGUGACCAAGUUUUCAGUGAAUUAAUUAGAAGAAUUUCAGAGGAAGCCAAAACAUUCAAUGAAUGGACAGAAAAUCUGAAAAGAAGAAUUAGAUAUAUAAAAGCAAAUGAAUAUUUCUUCUCAUAAACCAAUUUGCCUGAACAGUCGAAUGGGUUAGGCAAUUCUUUGCAAUUAGAUUUGAAGGAGGUAAGUAGAAAAUUUAAAGAAAACAUGAACUAUCUGAAACCGUUAAUUGAAGAAGAUGCCACAAUAAGAGCAGGCUUAGAAAAAACUGGAAGCACCAUUUAGUAAUUCAAGAAUAUGAUUUUGUAUCUAUAUAUUUGUUAUUUAAUUUAUUAGGGCUAUUUAAAAUGAGAAGGAGAGAAGAAGAGAGUUGCUUUAAAUUUUAGAGAAUUGUGCGAGAUUAAGAUAAGAGGAAGAUAUGUACUUUAACAGACGUUAUUUAUAGGAAAACUGAAUAAUUGAGGAAUAUAGAAUUGGAAAUAAAUAAGAAAUUACAGUAGAAACGCAACUUAGAGGAAGACUUAGAUGGUGUAUUGGGAGAUGCUGAUUUGAACACAUUCAAGAAGAUCGGUAUUACAAUAUGAAUUGAACUUAGAAUCUUUAUUACAUGAUUUCGAUUAAGAGCUGGGUCAUUUGAAUAAUUAAAAACGAAAAAUAAUGAAAGAAAUUGAAGAAAUUAAUUAAUCUGUUAUCAGUCUAUUAGCAAGAAUAAAAAGUGAUUAUGAUGAUAUACUAAGAGAAAUACUACCAAAAGAUUGGACUAAUACCUAUGAUUUAAAAAAAAUCACUGAUUUAAAAAGAAUGAAGAAUUACUUAAAAAAAACUUUCAAACGCUUUGGUAUAAUGUCAGAUUGA